GGGUCUGUAGAUGUCUGGGCUGCUGACGUGUAGAAAACCAGGCGUGCGAACAGUAUGCGAAAGAACAUUUCAAGGAUCUCUAGAUUUCCUACGAAGUAUUGACGACGUGAUGACCAAUGCAUCGUCUUCCACACAUUCACGAAUCGACGACGGGCAUGAGUUAUGGAUUUACAUUGCUUUAAGCUUUGGUUUUCACGGCAAUGUGUGAUGUUAGCCACAAUUUGCAAUGUAUCGGGCGAAGGGUUAUCGGAGUUGGCUUGCGUCUUUCAUAUGUAAUCCCUUUUGCUCUCCUUGUGUUGCCCGCAUCUCUUGCCUUCUUUUCAAUCCUCUGUCCUUGUUCGUUUCACUUGCGCCUGCCAUGGUUGAUAUCUCUCCUUGUUCCUCGUCUUCCUAUAUUCUUGGUGAAUACCAAUCUCUUACGCGUAAGUCUCUGGCGGUUCUUGACAGCAGCGCUGCGCCGCGGUGGCGGCCACCCUGCGCAUUCAACGAUUUGCUGGAGCUUGCUGUAAGGUUUCCGUUCUUCUAUAGACAGGAGGGAGUUUAGUAGAACCUGUGCUCUCGGUGUCCCAGCGUUGAGUGGCCAUCAAUACGAUGAUGC
Molecule: messenger RNA, 598 nt
Organism: Aspergillus ibericus CBS 121593
Lineage: Eukaryota; Fungi; Ascomycota; Eurotiomycetes; Eurotiales; Aspergillaceae
Exons: 1
Coding region: 227-544 (105 amino acids)
Source: RefSeq, a predicted model, not a curated record